AAUGUGCUGAUGGACUGCAUUCAAUGCGAGAACGGAUAUUACGUUUCUGAUGGAAAUUGUCUUCAAUGUGGCGAGUGGUGUAGUCUCUGUAAUUCAUUGAACCAAUGUCUUCAAUGUCAACUCCAGUAUUAUUUAUACAAUGGGUCGUGUCUCUCAAAAAGUGAUAUUUUGAACUCCCAUUGUACCUCAGUAGAUCCAAGUGGGUGCACCACAUGUAUUCCGGGAUAUUACAUCUCCAAAGGCAAAUGUGUUUCAUGCGAACAAAUCACUUCAAAUUGCAUUUUGUGUUCUUCGGAGAAGAACACGUGUUUGAAAUGCGCGGAAGAUACCAUCUUAUCUGACAACACGUGUGUUCCAUACUCGACAGUUGCCCACUGUGUGUCGUCAAUUGACAAUUUCUGCAACAAGUGUUCGAGUUGGUAUAAACUGACCAAUGAUCGAAUGGGAUGUGAACGUCGUGUGUUAGGUUGGGCCGUUGGUGUGUGUAUAGUGUGUGGAGUCUUAUUCAUCUGUAUAGUUCUUCUGAUCUUAUUUGUGCUUUACAGGUACUAUGAGAAGCGUCAAAUAAUAAUCCAAUAUAAGAGAGAGAAUGGCGUGUUCUCAUUGAAGCAUUGUGAUAUCUUAUUGACGCCAUAUCCAACGCUUCCUACGAUAUUAAGUAGUACAACACUCAUCGAGUUUCCUGAAGGGAUGGAAUUAUUCAAAGAAUAUACAAAAGGAUUUUACAUUGGGAAUAAAGGGAAGGAAUUGGUCGAGUUAUAUUUUGAGACAGAAGAGAACGACGUGCGCUUCCAAAUUAAUUUCGAGCCGAAGAAUGUCGUUUUAGAGGCCGGGAAGUGUGUCUUCAUCAAAUUGAACUUCCAGCCGAAGUGCUCGUUCUCCACACAAAUUCUCUUCAAGACGGUUGUGUAUGAGAAUAACGUUGUCAAUGCUAAACUCGACUUUAAGAUAUCAACAAACACUGAAGAGACUAUUUUCAUCGACCCAAAAUUAAUCGAAAUUCAAUCAGUAAUGUCAGGAAGAUAUGACGUCACUUCAUGCAAAGCGUUGUACGCAAAUACGCCAGUCGUUGUGAAAGAUUUGGGCGGUUUUGUUCUUGAAGGACAAGACCAAAAAGAACUCGACGACCCGAUCACGGUGUUGGACAAUUUCCCUAAUUCGCCGUUCCUCACCAAAUUGAUUGGAAAGGUGUUGGUUGGCAAUCGAAAGUGGGUUGUCACCGAGUUUGCGCCGCUCGGGACGAUGCAAGACUUCAUUAACAAGAAGUCGGAAAUGUCGCAGAAUUUGCGAUUGAGAGUGAACCUUGAUAUUGCAAAGGGACUUGCUCUCUUGCACUCAAAAGGAUUUUUGCACUUGAACAUUAAGCCAGGAAAUGUCAUGGUGAUGUCCACUGAUUUGAAUGAAAUGGUUGUUGCCAAAUUGACUGAUAUUGGGUAUCACAGAAAUUACAAGCAGUUCUACAAUCAAAAGGUUGUCAUCACUAAGAACCCAACAUACGUCGCACCUGAAAUCAUCUGCGGACAAAACUACUCGACAAAGUCAGACGUUUUUGCGUUCGGACUGACUAUGUUCGCAAUCUCGACGUUACAGAACCCAUACAACUCCUCUGAGUUCGAGUACCCAUGGAAAAUCGCGAUGUUUGUCUGUAAUGGGUCGCGAUUGAAUCAACCCAACGAGAUGCCAAAACAGUUGUUCGACACUAUAUGCAACUGUUGGGAACAUUGCGCAGCUGAUAGGGUGUGUAUAGAUGAGGUCGUGCUUGACUUGAAGAAGUUACAGGGGUAA
This is a messenger RNA of Entamoeba invadens IP1, 1785 nucleotides long. RefSeq names its product serine-threonine protein kinase. Gene Ontology annotation, molecular function: protein kinase activity; ATP binding. The annotation marks the transcript as partial. The record is from RefSeq and is a predicted model, not a curated record. Gene Ontology annotation, biological process: protein phosphorylation. Lineage: Eukaryota; Evosea; Mastigamoebida; Endamoebidae. The transcript has 2 exons.